Messenger RNA from Osmerus eperlanus (European smelt), 6667 nucleotides. RefSeq names its product AP2-associated protein kinase 1-like. Gene Ontology annotation, molecular function: ATP binding; protein kinase activity. The transcript is spliced from 22 exons. Lineage: Eukaryota; Metazoa; Chordata; Actinopteri; Osmeriformes; Osmeridae. The record is from RefSeq and is a predicted model, not a curated record. Bases 1120 to 4746 code for a protein of 1208 amino acids. Gene Ontology annotation, biological process: protein phosphorylation.
UCAGACUGAAAAAACAGCAAAAGACCCAAAAAAAAAGGCUUGCAUAUAACAAGUAUUUAACAGAUCUGCAAGAACCGCGAUUAAUUGGUAAAAUAAGAGGAUAUUAUUUAUACCAAAUACUACUACAUGCUGCACCGCCGGCUGGACAGGACAACCAAAAUGAAAUUCGCUGAUGUUGCGUUCUAUGUGCCAUGUAGCUAGGAAGCUAAGUACCUGUGAAUGGGGAAAGGAAGUACACGAUAGCUAGAUCUAGCUUGCAAGAAAUGUAAAGUGGCUAGCUAGCGAGUAAUUACACGUCAAAAUCGGAGAAAGAGAUCACAAUAAGUUAGCCAGCCAGGUAGUUAAAUUGAGAGUUGUAAUCGGCAAGGAAAACGGAUGACAACAACGCUACUCUCUCUACGCUUUCUACUGGAGAAUUGGAUGAUCAAGCUAACUUAGCCAUUGCUACCUAAAAAUCCACAGCUCGCUAGCCUACCUAGCUCUAGUAUUUCUCCAUGACAGAUAACGCUACUACUGUCUGAGCUAGCUUAGUAGAGAGCAAGCCAGCGUAGCUAACUGACGUUGACUAAGACCUGCCGAUCACCAGACAUAAGUACUUGUAUCUAGUUAUGACAGUCAAAUCAUUGGUGGCUAGUGCUAGCUAGCUGAUUAGCUAGCUAGCACUUGAAAUUUGUACUAUCAAAUAGUGCAACUUUUAACAUUAUUAAUCUAGACCGGUGAUGGUUGUCAGUUAGCCAGACGGAGCGGUGCUAGUUUACCCAACCCAGUUUGUCUGGAUAGUUUCCCCAUCGCACUGACUGUCAAAGGAACGGCGACCUCAUAUGGACACAUUGUCAUUUGCUAAGAAAGGUUCUUUGCUUUUAACAUUUCUUAACAACAAAUCCGUCGGGACUCGUGGGUCGCCAGAAACCUAUCGGUUUAAAUUAAGGCUUAGUUAGCUGUCUUGUUAGCCAGCCAAUGUUGUUAGCCUAAAUUGCUAACGUUACGUUAGCCAGGCUUUGCUCAUUCAAUCGCUGGCUAAUCCUAAACUCUAGUUAUAGCUAGGCUAUCUGUUAUACAGCUCCCAGGAAUUAUUGGUGACAGUUUCGAUUACAAGAUUGGAAAGCUAACAUCACUACAAUGAAGAAAUUUUUCGAUUCACGCCGGGAACUUGUAAGUUCUGGGCCUGGUUCUGGAGCGGGUGGCGGAGGUGGUGGAUCUAGUUGUGGCAGCUUCAUUGGACGGGUUUUCACCAUUGGACGGUAUCAAGUCACAGUUGAGGAAACAGUUGCUGAAGGAGGCUUCGCUAUUGUCUUCCUGGUGAGGACUCACCAGGGCGUGCGCUGCGCCCUCAAGAGGAUGUACGUCAACAACGAACACGACCUGCAGAUCUGCAAGCUGGAGAUCCAGAUCCAGAGGGACCUGGUGGGCCACAAGAACAUCGUGGGGUUCCUGGAUUCCAGCAUCACUGCCGUGGGGGCAGGAGAUGUCUGGGAGGUUCUCAUCCUCAUGGACUUCUGCAGAGGAGGGCAGGUGGUGAACCUGAUGAACCAGAGGUUGCAGACCGGCUUCACGGAGGCCGAGGUGCUGCAGAUCUUCUGUGACACCUGCGAGGCAUUGGCCCGUCUCCACCAGUGCAAGACGCCAAUCAUCCACCGCGACCUGAAGGUGGAGAACAUCCUGCUCCACGACCGGGGCCACUACGUCCUGUGUGACUUUGGCAGCGCCACCAACCGCUUCCAGAACCCCCAGACAGAGGGCGUGCCCGUGGUGGAGGAAGAGAUCAAGAAGUACACCACACUGUCGUACCGGUCUCCUGAGAUGGUCAACCUUUACGGAGGCAAGGUCAUCACUACAAAGGCUGACAUCUGGGCCAUGGGCUGCCUGCUCUACAAGCUGUGCUACUUCACGUUGCCCUUCGGGGAGAGCCAGGUGGCUAUCUGCGACGGCAGCUUCACAAUCCCCGACAACUCCCGCUACUCCCACGACAUGCACUGCCUCAUCCGAUACAUGCUGGAGCCUGACCCAGACAUGCGUCCGGAUAUCUACCAAGUGUCGUACUUUGCCUUUAAGCUGGCCAGGAGAGACUGUCCCGUCCAGAACGUUCAUAUCUCCUCCGUUCCCGCCAAACUCCCCGAGCCAAUCAGAGCCAGCGAAGCGGUGGCCAAGAAGAGCCAGAGCCAGAGCAAAGCCAGGCUUACAGACCCUGUGCCCACCCUGGAGACCUCCAUAGCCCCGCGCCAGCGCCCCAAGGCGGGCCAGGCCCAGCCCAUCGGCAUCCUGCCCAUCCAGGCUGCCCUCACCCCCCGCAAGAGGCCCGCCGUGGCGGCAGGGGGCCCGUCGACCAUGGGUGUCGGUACGGGUGUGGCCCUUCCCGCUGCCAGCGUCCAAUCAGCUCAGCAGGCCCCUGUGGGCCAGCCGGGCCCCUCGCCGGCCCAGGCCACGCCCCAGGCCACGCCCCAGCACCAGCAGGUCUUCAUGCAGCAGCACCCUGCUCCCUUCUUCAUCCCGCAGCACCAGCUCAACCAGCAGCAUCCACUGGUGCAGCAGCCGCAGUGCCCCGCUCCCACCCUCCAGUCCUCUGCACCAGGCCAGCCCUCUGCACCAGGCCAGCCCUCUGCACCAGGCCAGCCCUCUGCACCAGGCCAGCCCUCUGCACCAGGCCAGCCCUCUGCACCAGGCCAGCCCUCUGCACCAGGCCAGCCCUCUGCACCAGGCCAGCCCUCUGCACCAGGCCAGCCCUCUGCACCAGGCCAGCCCAGGGCUAAGCCUCUGGUUCCAGCUGCUCCCGUGCAGCAUCAGCCAUCCAUCCCUGCCGUGGUGACCCCCGACCCCGCGGCGCUCCCUCCAGCCCAGCCCGCCACCCCCAGCCCUCCAGCCCCCGGCCCUGCAGAUGACCCUGACGCCAUGACCCCUGGCCGCGGGGCGCACAAGGUCGGCUCCCUGACGCCCCCCUCGUCCCCCAAGAUGGCCGCCCGGGGCGGGCACCGGCGCAUCCUGAGCGACGUCACCCACAGCGCCGUGUUCGGCGUCCCCGUCAGCAAGUCCACCCAGCUGCUGCAGGCGGCGGCGGCCGAGGCCGGCCUCAACAAGUCCAAGUCGGCCAGCACGACCCCGUCGGGCUCGCCCUGUUCCUCCCAGCAGAGCGUGUAUCAGCCGGGUGAGCCGGGGGCCCCGGCCGCCUCCGCCGCCCCGGCCGCCUCCGGCGCCCAGCCCAGCUGGAACCCAUUCGGGGACGACAACUUCUCCAAACUGACGGCAGAGGAGCUGCUGAACAAGGACUUUGCGAAGCUGGCCGAGACCAGGCCAGGUGAGAGCCUCAUCCCAGGCCUGCAGCCGCUCUCCGCUGCCGCAGGGGGAGCCAAAGCAUUCCCAGCUGAGAGAACUGCUGACAUCCUGGGUUUGGAUGCCGGCUCAGCGCUGUUGAGUGUCCCUGAUCCCUUUAACGCCCUGUCCCUCUCUAGCACUCCAGAGAAGCUGAUCGAGGGGCUCAAGUCCCCAGAGACCUCUCUGCUGCUCCCUGACCUCUUACCCCUGAAUGACCCCUUCAGUAGCUCUGCAGAGGGGCAUUGCCAUGCAGGAAAAGCAGAGAUGAGCGUGGACUCCCUGAUCGCAGGCCUGGAUGCCCCCCAGACCCAGAGACUGCCAGCCCAGCCGGAGCCCUCCUCAGCCGCCAGCCUGACAGACCCUCUGGUUGGCGAGGCCUCUCUCCUGGGCUGUUCUCUGCUGCCUCACCACCCCACCCCUGUGUCCGCCCCAGCCUCCUCCUCCUCCGCCCCUCCCGGCUCCUGUCUGGACGAGCUAGCCUCCAUAUCUCUGAACCCUGGCCAGCCAGCUCUCGACUCUGCUAUCCUCACCUGCGGGGAGAAGGGCCCCGAGGACGAGUUCGACCCCAUCCCCGUGCUCACCUCUAAAAGCACCAGUCAAGAGCCGGCCGGGGAGAGCAACGGCUACGAUGUGCUGAGCGAGGCCCCUGAGGCGGAACUUCUGGAAGACUGCCUCGGAGCGACCCAGGGCUGUGUCCACUCCAGUGACGAAGACGAGGAGGAGGAGGAUGAGGAGGAGGAGGGAGCCGAGGAGCAGGGGAGAGGGGCCGUGGAGAACCACUCUGCAGGGGCCCCAGACUGCAGCGGCUCCCAGCCCCUCCUGCUCGAUUCGGAGGAGGAGGAGGACGUUCCCGACUUCCCCCCCCAGCCGUCUCAGGCGCCCUUGCCUCAGCCUCUACCCUCCACCCCCUCCCACCAGCCUGGCCCCGGCCCCCUCAAGCAGACCUCCCUGGGGUCAGAGGCCCCGCCCGACGUGUUCUCCAAAGCCCCCUUUCGUAUCGGGCAAGGAGAAGCCGGCGACGUGUUUGCCAACGCCCCCUUCGUCCGCCCCCCAUCCGUGGUCCACGCCCAUCCCGACGUCUUCCUCCAGGCCCCCUUUGGGAAGAGGAAGGAGGCGACGGGGGUCGUCGGGCAGCCCGCCCAGCCAAAGCACGCAUACCCAGCCAUGGUCCACCCUGAACAAGCCCUCCUGGACCAGGUGGCCUCCCAGCCGUUCCGACCCCAGGCCCUGGCCAAGUAUUCCAGGCACUUUGAGGGCCCCGUGCCCCCCCAGCAGCAGCCUGUGUCGGCCCACAGGGGCACCUCCGGUGUGAACAGGCAGGCCUCCCUGGGCUCGGCUCCCCCGGGGCCCCUGCACUCAUGGGCCUCUGAGGUGAACGCUGCCGUGGAUCCCUUCGUCUCGGCGCCCUUCCACCUCAAGGCCCCGCAGGACAAGCCCUGAGCAGGGGGGCAGUGAUCUGGAGGGGCUGGGAGGGGGGGAAGGGGCGUGUUGGAGCCGUUAACACGGAGCACUAUGGUAGAGUUGGCACGCUGCAUGCUGCACCCAGCGCUUAGGCUGGGCUGCAUGGAACUCGCUCAUUCCAUCCUCGACUGACUUGACUGUGACUCGAUCGGAAGCUCGCGGUCGAAGCACUCUCCCGCUGCGGUUAGAAUAAGGAGGUUUAGAUCAAUCUCAGUUAUCUCCGUGCUGGACCCUGUUAUACUCAUGUUAUAGUCAUGCACAGACAUUAUGGGGAAGGGGGGGGGGGGGUAGAGAUGGUGGUUUGGUUUUUUUCUUGUUUUUUUUCUCGCCUACCUCAGUUAGAGUUUUCCUAUGAGAGCGCAUUCUUACUGAUGGAGAGCUACACUAGGGGCCUCCUCAGAGUGUUUCUUUGCCUUCCUCCUUCCCUCCACCAUUCCUUCCUGUUCUCCAUCGGCAACGGCUCCACUUCCUCUCCUACCCCCAGCUAUGGUGCGUCCUGUUACUGUGACAACCAUUUCUGUACUCUGUCACUUAGCUACCUUCACCAGGAGCACCAGUCAAGCCUGCUGUACUGGGACAUCUGUAAGGAGACCAUUUUUUUUUUUUUUUUUUUUAUGAGUGAAUGAUUUUUCCAAGGUUUCAUUUCAUCUUUAUAGGUAUAAUAAUGGCAUUUAAACUCUCGGCAGUGCUGUCAUAUUUUGGUAAUUUAUGUAGGGUUAUAAUCAGAUGCUGGAUUAUGUUGCACAUGUAAUGAAUUGUGAGGAGAUAUUUUAGCCGUUUUGAUUUGUAUUGUCAUUAAUCGUGUCCUAUGUUUUAUGUGGUCCUUUGAUUUUCUAUUCUGUAACCAACAUUGCUGAAAUCACAAAACUAUGUUGUUGUUUUUUGGGGUAUAUCCAUGUACAAUCUCACUCCAUGUAUUAUGUCAGUCUUGCACAUCUUUGACAUAUACGUUAUGCAAGUCUGUCCUCCAGGUCUACCAAGUGCCGGCUUUUCAGCAAACAUGCCUGUAUUAACGUCACUCCGUUUGUGUGUGUGUGUGCGUCUGUUGGUCAUCGUCACAUCACAGUAAUGGAGAAAACCAAGAAUCUACAGUUACACUUAUUCUGAGGCCUUGAACUCUUCAGCCCAUGUCCGCACGGGCCCACGGGCCCUUCGUCAUAUCUCCCGUGGCCCGCUCAGGAUCCCUCUCUCCUCCUCCAGCUGCUCAUAUGCGAUCACUCCGAGCGCCGCGUCCUCAAUCAGCACUGGAUCAUUUCCUGCUCUCCCUUCAUUGUCGAUGGGACGGCUUUUUCGGAAUGUACUUGAGCUCUUACAGGGCGUAUGCUUGGCUCCAUGCAUUCACCAUAAGCAGUCACCUAUCUCCACGUCUUAUCGUACACCGUGGCAAUUUGGCGCGGCCUGAAUCGAAACUCAAUAUGGUAUGGAAGAGAGGUUUGUGUGCUUUCCGAAUGGCUGUCGUAGAAUAGAAUCUGAAGCACUUGUUAUUCCCUACUUUAAUGAUGAGGUGAUGGGAACCAUUGUAGAGACCCAUAGCUGUUUCCUGUGAAGCUCGAUGACAAUUGCUGAUUUUACAGGAAUCAAUUUUGAGUUUUGUUUUACUUUCCUUAAUUUGAGUGUAUGGCAAGUCUUAUCUUCACUGUAUGGCAGUUUUGCUGUGCAAAUGAAGACUGCAUCAGCAAUGAUUAUGUUCUACAAAAUACAUUUGUUGUGGUGAUGCAUUUUGUGAACACUUUCUUUCUUUGCUGUAGUUUGUUAGAAAGUGAGGCAUCUUAUUCAACAGUAAGCCCCACCUGCUAAAAACUAUGGCACCCAUAUCAAAGUACUUGAGUCAUCCAAAGCUUGCCUUUGAUGAAAACCAUGAUGUGUUGUAUGUCAUAUAAAUAUUAUUAAAUGAAUGUAA